Eriocheir sinensis (Chinese mitten crab) is the source of this 8662-nucleotide messenger RNA. It is a transcript of the gene CYLD, whose product is annotated as ubiquitin carboxyl-terminal hydrolase CYLD-like. The record is from RefSeq and is a predicted model, not a curated record. The transcript has 19 exons. Gene Ontology annotation, cellular component: cytosol. Gene Ontology annotation, biological process: protein K63-linked deubiquitination. Gene Ontology annotation, molecular function: K63-linked deubiquitinase activity; cysteine-type deubiquitinase activity. NCBI's taxonomy places the organism in Eukaryota, Metazoa, Arthropoda, Malacostraca, Decapoda, Varunidae. The coding region runs from base 221 to 2659 and encodes 812 amino acids.
GGCAAUGUUUACGGUCAGUCAGUCAGUCGUGUCCGGGCCGAGGGAAGGAAGGAGCGCCGCCGUCUCACAUUUUCCACCCGCCUCCCGGCCGUCACCCAGGUACAGCCCAGGCCACAGUGCCGCGCCUCCCCUCUCCCCUCCCUAGUGUGUGACGAGAGCUGUGUCUGUCGCCCCCUUUCAGACCCAUGUAACACAGCUCCCCGCCACCACCGCCGCCGCCAUGGAGGGAGGAGGCCGCCGCAAGCUUCACGGCAGCGGUGGAAAAGGAGGGAGUGACGAGUGUGCGCUGAGUGUCGGGGACAACGUGGUGUGGCUGAGUGACGACUACCCCGAGCUGGGCGUGGUGCAGUGGACCGGCAAGCUGUCCGAGAGCUCCGGCUGGAUGGUGGGCGUGGAGUUUGACAACCCCGUCGGGAAUGAUAAACACAAGGUGAACGGCCGGCCGCUCUUUGACGCCGAACCAAACCACGGGUCGCUGCUGCCCGUCAACAGCCUCAUGCGCACCGAGGACCUACUGGGUAAAGAGGCCUGCUCGGCGGACCACGGCGGCCGCCCUCCACCACCACCACCACCAAGCAAUAAACGGCCAGCCCACGUCAUUGCAAAGAGUGACAAUCAGCUGGGGAGUGAUAUGACCAGCAUGACGCCCUUCCACAUGCUGGCCUACGAGCACCUCACCACCCCCGGCAGCCAGCGAGGCUCUGCACCGCCGCCGCCCUACAAUGACAAGGAGUGGGAGCUGCUGCCUCACAUGACAUACGGGCAGAAGAACAUGAGUAUCAACAAGGACGUUCCGCACGACCACAAGCCGCGGCAGAGGGACAAGGGCAAGAUCCUGAACCGCAACGUAGACAAGAAGAACAACAGGUGGAAGUCAUCGGGGAGCAGCGGCCGCCCCCUACAGAUCAACGCCGAGCCGGAGCAAACACACUCGGUCAGCGGCAGCAGCUUCGGGGACUCUGAGAUCCCCGUCAACCCACUCUACCACCUCUCAAUACAUGGAAUCGACCAGCUGGAGGUGGUGUCCGACAGUGACGGUGGAGUAUACGACACCCCCGAGGGAAGCCUGGACGGACUAGAGGAGGACCUGGACAUUGGCUCAAUGGUGGAGGUGGUGAUUAAGGAGGUGCCAAGGUUUGGGGUCAUUCGCUGGAUUGGCAUUCUUCCGGGGGACAAGAAGGAGGGACGGAAGGCAGCGGGCGUGGAGAUGGAAGACUCUGAAGACGGCUUGUCCGACGGAACAUUUUGCGGCAAGCGCUACUUCACGUGUGCGCCCGGCAAGGCCCUGUUCGUGCUGCUGCGUAUGUGCCACAAGGACAGCCGCUUCCUCGAGUCCGUCUCCUCCAACCCGAGAGCCAGCCUGGUAGCAUGCAAGAUGUGGUCCGACAUGAGUGUCUGCAAGAGAGCGGUGCAGCCAAUCCGCUGCAAGCUUACCAACCUGCCUAGGCGCCAGGAAUCUAGCUUAAGUGAACAUGCGUUUGGAAGCAUGGACUGCCAGCCUGUCGGAGGAAGCGUCGCGCCUCUCUCGGCCCCAGACGACGUGAGGGCGAUGUUUGGCAAGAACCGCGGCAUCCAGGGACACCAGAACUCCUGCUACCUUGACGCCACGCUCUUCAGCAUGUUCGCCUUCACCAGCGUGUUCGACAACCUUCUGUUCCGGCCCCAGACCUCCCACGACAUCAAGGAGUACCACGAGGUCCAACGGGUUCUGCGUGAGGAGAUCGUCAACCCGCUGCGCGCCAACCUCUUCGUGCGUGCCGACCGCAUCAUGAAGCUGCGCACUAUGUUGGACCAUCUCUCCUCCGUGCGCGGCCUCACCACCGAGGAGAAAGACCCAGAGGAGUUCCUACAUUCCUUACUGGCGCAAAUCCUGCAGGCCGAGCCCCUUCUUCAGCUGUCGUCCGGCCAAGAGGCGUACCACUACCAGCUGUUUGUGGACAAGGACGAGAAGCUGAAUCUGCCCUCGGUCCAGACUCUCUUUGACCAAUCUUUCCUAACCUCAGAUAUUAAGCUUAAACAAGUUCCGUCCUGCCUGAUCAUCCAGAUGCCUCGGUUUGGGAAGGACUACAAGAUGUACCCUCGGAUCCUCCCCUCCAUGGUGCUGGAUGUCACGGAUGUUAUAGAGGAUUCUCCCCGGCAGUGUAUCAUCUGUGGCAAGUUGGCCGAGUACGAGUGUCGGGAGUGCUUCGGGCAGUGUGGCUCGGGGUUGGAGAGCAUCGCCUUCUGUGCCAAGUGUAUGGACAAGGUUCACAGCCACAAGAAAAGAGGUUGCCACGCAUCAACGCGCAAGCUAAAGGUUCCUCCGGACUUCCAGAUGCUGGCCGACCACUGCGGCACCAUCCCAAGGGUGUACAUGGAGCUGUUUGCCGUGGUGUGCAUCGAAACCUCACACUACGUGGCCUUCACUCGCUGUGGCUCUGGGGCCGACGCCACCUGGUGCUUCUUUGACUCUAUGGCUGACAGGAAGGGUGAGCAGCACGGGUACAACAUCCCGACGGUGGUGGAGUGCGGGGACCUCAUGCAGUGGGUGGGGGACGAGGGGAGCCAGAUGCUGCACGCCGUCACCGACAACAAGGCGCUGCCGGACCUGCCGCGCCGCCUGCUGUGCGACGCCUACAUGUGCUUCUACCAGAGUCCUAAGGUCAUGAUGUACAGAUAAAGAUGAGUAUGUCCUUUAUUUUUAUAGUGUAAAUAGGAAUUGUCAAAUGGAGUGGGUGUAUGAGUGUAAGGGUGUGACUGUGUGAGUGUGUGUGUGGACCCAUGUGCACUGUAUAUUCAUGUGCACACCUUCGUAUGUGUGAAAGACUGAUGUGGCCCGUCUCAUUGGGUGCUCUUCCUUCCUCUGCCUGUAAUUGUUUUCCUGUUCCUCAAGUCCUCGGCCCCGCUGCCCUUGGUGUGGGAGUGGACCGAUGAUGCUGGUGACAAUGAUCUUGAAUUAUACAUUUUGUAAUGACCGAAUCUACUCUGUCAUCAGUGUCCAGCAAUGAAAAUACAAUGUUAAUAUGAUAUAUAUUAUGUAAAUACCACAUAUUUAUAUUGACGAAUAAAUUACAGAGUAGGAAACAUGCUUGCAUAUAUGCAUAUGUUUUGAAGAAGUAGUUGACUUUCCAACUCUCAACUACUCGCUGUUACUCUUGCAAAUUUACAUUCUUCAUAGAGGAUACUUGUUACAUCAUUUGGUCAACCUGUUAAACGUGUUCACUGCAGUUUGCCGUGUGAAGACAAGUCUGUACUUACAAUCAUCUCGUAUUUUAUGUAUUGGGCCGGACAUGGAAGGCGUAGGAAUCCCUGCUGGAAAGUGUAGGCGUUCAGUGACAGGCAAUGUAGUUAAAGAAAAGUUUUUAUUAGAUAUUUAUUUUAACUUGCUUUUGUUGAUGAUUGCACAUAUAAUAUAUUCUAAAGUACUUUCCCUACUGGAAAUAUAUUUACAGCAAUGCUUCACAUGCUGUGCUGGCAAACAGCCUAACUCAAUUUCACAGUGGUAGUAGGUGAACCUUUCUUAUUUAUUUAGUUCUAUCUAGAAUUAGUAAUGUGAGUCAUGUCCAAAAUGUCAUCAGUUUAGGAGGAGGCAUCAGAAAAGCACCAUUCCUUAGUUUGCACGAAGGAUCUCAGGCCUGAGCGAGUGACUUCCAGCAAGACACUGGCCUUGGCAAGCUGUGUUGUGUGGUCUUCCCGGCGGUGGAGUGGCCGGCCAGCGUUGGCGUUUUUUGUCUGAAGAAUCCCACGUCUUGACAGGAUCAGAAUCCCGUGUUGUGCUUGUAUAUCUGACAUACUGAAAGAAGCAUCAGUUAGUAUAUGCAGGAGAGAGUGAACGUUGUGAUAAGCGUGAGACAGGUGACUUGUUUGAUGGUUCUGUACUGUGAGGAUGAGAAUAAAUGGGAAAGAAGAAAGUGAUGAAGGAUAAAAAUACAUAUGAAUAUAUAGCAUGAUAAAGCCAAGUUAAGAAUGGUUUCAAGUAGAGGCACUGUACCUCAGCCCCAUCAACUUAGGCAUAUAUGGAUUCUGUCUCUCUUAGUAUACAGUUUUAAAGUUGUAUGUACUCCCCAAGUCACUAAUGAUAUCAAAAGAUGCUUGAAGUCAGCUUAGUAAAUUUUCUUCUUUGUUAUAUGAAAAUCUAUUACUUUUUUAAUAUGCAGAAGCAGACCAUCGCCUCAAAAAAAUAAAUCUUGCUCACCCAAGCGUGCCAUUUCCAUACCAGUAAAGCCACACAGGACUGACAGCAGGCUUGGGUCCAAGGACAUGCACUUGUACUUGUACUCGUACUGUAGUACACAAUAUCAUGUACUUCAGGGCCAAAAGUUCCUUAAUAUUUGUGCUUGUAAUUGUACUCGGGCUUCAAGUACUCGACAGUUUUAUGAAUAGUACUUUCAAGUUCAUUCAAAAAAUGCAAACGUGUGUCUAGUGUGGUGUUUGACGACCUGCCUGGUUGUUGGUUAGGUCAGGGUGAAGGUUUAACAAGGGAGUGUCCUAAGCUUGGGCCUUAGUGAGGCCAGAUGGCCUGCACCCCAGGGUGAGGUGACACUGAGGUCAUGUCAGGUGACGAGCACAAAGAGGGGCAGUUUGCCACUUCUCAAAAGCAGUGGUCAAUUUCCAUGACUGAGGUGAUUCAGUAGAUGCCUGGAGCUGCUGGGUGAAGUGUGGGCUGUGGAGCUGCUGCCUGACAGGUUGUGACCUCAUCUGUGUUUGCAAACACUUCAUCUAUAUUCCAUCAUGAGUUUCGUUAUCCGUAUUGCAUCCCGAUUUUAAUUUAUGGUAAAUCAUUACAGUGAAGCAAUAUUUCAAGGUUAAAUGAGUAAAAAGGUACUUGUACUUAGAUUCAAGUACAGUACAAAAGUACUUGGACUUGGACUCGAGUUAAGCUCUGCAACUGAGUACUUGUACUAGGGUUCGUGAUAUCAUAAUGUAAUCACACAUGGAUUCAAGUACCUAAAAAUGUACUUGAACCUAAGCCUGACCGACAGACACUAAAUUCAUGACUCCUCACUAACUUAGAUGCUCAAUCUUUGUGUUAAGACAUUUUUAAACCUUGUCUGCAUGUAUAUUAUCUUAUCAGUCUGAAUAGUUUCCUGAUGCAUGACCACGUCUAGUUAAUGGAGAUAAGUUUUUUUCUGAUGGUUGGGUGUGUAGCGAACGUAAUGACUGGUGGGUAAUGACAACAUAAGGAAUGAAUGAUAAUAUUUAAGACUGGGAGAAGUGGUCAGACACAUUAGACUAUGUUGCUUGGAUCACCUCAAGAAACUGAAUUGGAAUGAGAUGGUAAAAAAAUUGUGAGCAAGGACGGUGAAUGGAACUGUGAGAGGACAAGCAAUGCAGUGUACGCAGCAAACCCUCACUUUUACAGACCUUGAUAUAAUGAAUUUGGGCUUUAACCCGGUAGCAGCGGGGAUCAUGUUUCUUAACGGUCCCUCUAAGCAAGAAAAACGAGAAAAAUCAUCACUCACACAAACCAUUUCAUAAUAUAUAUCAAAGCAUUUGUGAUCAGUUUACGUAUCAUCUAUUUUGGGGGGUUUACAUCAUGGCACAAAUUUGGCCUGUCGCUGCUACCGGGUUAACAAACUUUUCUGCCUUUCCGGUAUGUGCUGGGAUUUAUGGAACAAAUUUGGUAACUGCAGGAUUAUGUUCAGUGGUGGGCUGGCCAAGCAUGUACAAUCGGUAGAAAAAUUAUCAAACACCUUUGCGUCGAUUGAACAGAUAUUGAGCGAAUCCUGUUGACAUGGUUUUAUGUCAGCUCGGUAGGUACCAGUGGCUCGAGUCUACUCAUUGCCAUCCACCUAACCAACACAACACCAUGUCUUUAGAUUUCGCUCAAAGUCUAUUCAGUCGACUAUUGGGUGUUCGAGACUUUUUUUGCCGACUGUACACACACGUUCGUUAGCGUAACACAAUGUCCAACAUGUAACUAUUGUUUUAAUUUCCCUGUGUGGAUGUAGCAUUUGUGAUGACUGCAUGUACAUAAGUAUUCAAACUCUCAUCUGAUAUAACGAACAAGCUUUGCUAUUUACGGAAAUGGUCAGAAAUAAGGAACUUUCAGCUCAUAUAACGAACGAAGUUUGUUAUAUAUCAAAAGUUUGGAUCCCUCGGAUAUAAUAUAACUUCCCUUCCCCCAGUUGGCUUGUUAAAGCGAGGGUUUAUUGUAUAGGACAGAGUUUUGGGAUGCAUAGUUUAGUGAGGGUGGACAGGAAGGGAGGACCACUAGAAUGUCAUAGGAUGGCAUGUAUGGACAAGAGAAAGUGGAGAUAUCUACCAAGGCAAUGUCUGUGAAGGGGUUCUGAGGGGUAGCAUCAUCAGACAUCUACCAAGGCAGCGUCUGUGAAGGUGUUCUGAGGGGUAGCAUCACAAGAGAUAUGUAUGGUUGGCAAAAAAAGCAGCGAACACCCACGAGUUGAUUGAAUGGAAUUUGAGUGAAAUCUAUAGUCAUGGUGUUGUGUUGGUCAGGUGGGUACCAGUGGAUAGACUCUACUGGUUGGUACUCUCUUAACCAACACAACAUAGAUUUCACUCAACUUGUAUUCAGUCAAGCCCUGGGUGUUAGAUACUUUCUUUGCUGACUGUGCCUAGACAGGUGCCCGUGAGUCACACACCGGCAACGACAGGUAGUCAUGAGGGAGUCAUCAGAGUGUUGUUUAGGGUGAACAUGAACAUGAGAGUUUGAGACAACCUACUUCCAUUGUUUGGUUUCAAGAGUGCAUGCAUGUGUGUAUUCAUAUGUGUGUGUGUUCAUGUGUUUGAAGUUAAAACUACAGUAAUGUAAACUAACAUGCAUUUUCCCUUCAUUUAUGGCUGUUCUCUCCACUUUCCUUGAUGAAAACUUUUAAUUCAUCUAAUGAGACAAAGUCAGAGGUGGGAAUGAAGCAGAUUGACUGACUGACCUAACUAAAGGAACAUCUUCAGAAGGGCUGCAGAGAAAAAUUACAUUCAAGGUGUCCUCAUUGCAUGGAUGUUGUCACAAGUUUGGAGGUAACUUGGAUCUGCCUUUUAAUCACUUUGUGGGUAAGGCUGCUUCUUAUACUUUGGCAGACAGCACCUGAAAAAAAAAAUUGCAGGCUUUCAUUUGUACUUUAGAAAUGAAGUUGUCUAGGCCUAUGAGAAGUGGCAUGAAAGAAGGGUUGUAAAAUAAACUUGAGCAUGCCAUUCCUUCAAAGGUUAACACUUUUCUUUUCAAAGGUAUCCUGGUAGAGUAACUCAUUUAUCAGUUUGGUUACAUAAAGUCAUGUUUUUGAUUAAAAAUGUCAGUUUACACAUUUAUGGCCACCACCGUUGCCAGAUUGUCGUACUUAGAGCAUAGUAUUUACCGGUUUCCGAUGCCUAAUUAUUGCAAGAAACAUCAGAAUCUAACUCUUUUGACGAUAACUAUAAAUUAGUUUCGUUAUUGGAGCCCAGAAGACAGUUUGGGAGUAGGAAGUCGGGAAAUCUAAGCGGGAGAGUACGACAAUCUGGCAACGUUGAUGGCCACACAAACUCUUGCUUGUGUCACUGUCAAAAAAGUUGUUCUGUUAACAAAUAGUUGUGUCGCUGUGUGUGUGAUGACCUAACCGUUGUGUUCCUCGAGUGUCUUGUUUGGAUUGCUUUGUUGUUGUGCCUCAGCCUCCCUGACUGUGUUGGUGGGACUUGCUUUCCCUCGGUGGCUCCAGAAGCUGUGUUCUUGUGAGUUGAAGAAAGGGUUUGCAAGACACUGCUGUCAAGUGUUUGUCUUUGCAAACCUGAAAACUGUUAAUAAUUUUUAUAAUGAUGGCAAGUAUGUAAGCUUUGAUGAACAGCAAAAGGACCAUCCUCUUGUGACUGUAUGAGAUGUUUGAAUCUACAAUUAACCAGAAAGCAUCUUUUGUACUCCACUAUAAGUAUUUCCUGGCUGGAGAACAACACUUGAGUCUAGUCAAGCUUUUAUUAAUAGAUGACAUUUUAUUACAUGUGUGCUCUUUUUCUACACUUUUAUGUUGACAUUGCUUUUAGCAUCACCAUUUUGUGCUGAAUUUUGUUCAGUAAAAUAUUGUGAGCAGGGCAAGCAGCUUUUCCGGUGACUGGGAACACUGAAAUCAUGCCGUGGUUUGGAAGUGUUCGGAGCCUUGCCGCCCUGCGAGGCGGUGAGUUCAGAAGAAACACUUCAGCUGUGUGAUUACCUGAAAGUAAAUCAAAACUCUAUUCUUUUGAGUAUUGGUGAAGUUUGUCAAAAUUCUCUAUGUAGUUUUUUGUAAGGAUGCUGAAAUUAUUAUUAUUAUUAUUAUUAUUAUUUUUUUCACUUUUCACUUGUGUCCUAGUUGCAAUGUAAUUUGAAAAUUCAGAUUUGAUUUCAGUAGCUGAUUUGAUCAUGUAAAUCAGAAAUGUUAUAUUUAUCAGAACAUUAUAAACUGUUGAAAGUUUUAAUGAGUCAGUACAAAGUUUAGGAAUUUAAGAAUAGAUUAAUGGAAAGGUUUGAAUUUUUUAUUAUUUCACCAGUUUUCUCAAUCAGCUGAGGCCGUGCCCGAGCCUGAUACACAAGUGCCAGUUUUUAAUAUUGCCAUAAAUCAUGCUUAGAACUCCAUAAUGUUUGAUGAGCAAUGGUGCUUGGAGUAUGUUACACAAAUACCAUCUUGUGAGACUGCCAGAACUUGCUGAGCAAAAUUACCAUUUGAGCAUCAUGCUCCUUUCCCUUUUAAUAUGCAGGUUGAGCACACUUUGGACAAAA